This is a messenger RNA of Stegastes partitus (bicolor damselfish), 6615 nucleotides long. RefSeq names its product insulin-like growth factor 1 receptor. The coding region runs from base 88 to 4344 and encodes 1418 amino acids. The transcript is spliced from 21 exons. Lineage: Eukaryota; Metazoa; Chordata; Actinopteri; Pomacentridae. Gene Ontology annotation, cellular component: insulin receptor complex; axon; plasma membrane. Gene Ontology annotation, molecular function: insulin receptor activity; phosphatidylinositol 3-kinase binding; insulin receptor substrate binding. Gene Ontology annotation, biological process: positive regulation of kinase activity; positive regulation of MAPK cascade; glucose homeostasis. The record is from RefSeq and is a predicted model, not a curated record.
CAAGCUGAUUAUUUUAUUUUCGUUUUGUCCCUGCUUUUUUUGUUUUUGUUGUUGUUGUUUUUUCUUUAUUGUUUGGAGGGGAAAAUUAUGUUCAGGAACGUGAGAUCAGAAACACCGAUGGGUAGCCCGACCUUGUUUUGGGGUUUGAUGCUGUCUGUCUCCGCUAUCUGCAUAUGGUCCACAAAUGGAGAGAUCUGUGGCCCGAGCUUCGACAUCCGAAAUGACAUCAGUGAAUUCAAGCGGCUCGAGAACUGCACGGUGGUGGAGGGCUACCUGCAGAUCCUCCUCAUCAACGACAAGACCAACAGCAUCCACCAGGAGGUCUUCCGCUCGCUCAGCUUCCCAAAGCUGACCGUCAUCACCGACUACCUGCUGCUGUUUCGCGUCUCAGGCCUGGACAGCCUCAGCAUGCUCUUCCCCAACCUGAGCGUCAUCCGCGGGCGCAACCUCUUCUACAACUACGCCCUGGUGAUCUACGAGAUGACCAGCCUGAAGGACAUCGGCCUGUACAACCUGAGGAACGUCACCCGAGGAGCCAUGCGGAUUGAAAAGAACCCCGAGCUCUGCUACCUGGACUCGGUUGACUGGUCUCUUAUUAUGAAUGCUCAGUUUAACAACGUUAUCAAUGGGAACAAAAAGGCGAAGGAGUGCGACAAUGUCUGCCCGGGCAUCAUGGAGGAUAACCCACUUUGUCAGAGGACGUCCAUCAAUAACAAGUCCGACUAUCGCUGCUGGACCUCCACCCAGUGCCAGAAAGUAUGCCCAUCACACUGCAAGCUCGCCUGCACAGACAAGGGAGAGUGCUGCCACAGCCAGUGCCUCGGUGGCUGCACCGAACCCCACAGCGACAUGGCCUGCUCCGCCUGCCUCCACUACUACCACGAGGGCCGCUGCGUGCCGGACUGUCCCCCGGACACCUACAAGUUUGAAGGCUGGCGCUGCAUCACCAUGGACCUGUGUUCGCAAGUGCACCUGCCCAGCGACACUCACUUCGUCAUCCACGGCGGAGAAUGCAUGCCCGACUGUCCCUCCGGCUUCACACGCAACGAGACGAAUCGCAUGCUAUGCAGCGCUUGCAACGGCCUUUGUGAUAAAUUCUGCACGUCCCCUGUCAUCGACUCUGUGGAUGCCGCUCAGUCCCUCAAGGACUGCACUGUCAUCGAAGGCAAUCUGGACAUCAACAUUCGCCGUGGAAAUAAUAUAGCUCCUGAGCUGGAGAGCUUCAUGGGAUUGAUCCAGACAGUGACGGGCUAUGUGAAGAUUCGACACUCCCACGCACUUGGCUCGCUGUCCUUCCUCAAGAGCCUGCGUUACAUCAAUGGGCAGGAACUCAUCGACAACAUGUAUUCGUUCUCCGCCAUCAACAACCAGCAUCUGCAGUACUUGUGGGACUGGAGCCAGCACAACCUGACCAUUCGGGCCGGACGUCUCUUCUUCCGCCGAAACCCCAAACUCUGCAUGUCUGAGAUCCACACGAUGUGGGAUAAGACGGGUAUAGCUGUGAAGCCAGAGGAGGGCGAUUUCCGUAACAACGGUGAAAGAGCCAGCUGUGAAAGUCACAUCUUGAAGUUCAAAUCUAACGUCACAUCGAGUCACACAAUCAGAAUGUCGUGGGAACGCUACCAGCCGCCAGACUACGGACACCUUAUCAGCUUCAUAGUCUACUACAAGGAGUCUCCUUUCCAGAACAUCACUGAGUUUGAUGGGCAGGAUGGCUGCGGCUCAAACAGCUGGCACAUGGUGGAUGUGGAUCUUCCUCAAGAUAAAAACGCUGAUCCAAGAGUCAGUCUCCAACAUCUGAAGCCCUGGACUCAGUAUGCUAUUUUUGUGAAGGCUAUUACCCUGCAGGUGGAGGACAAACACAUAACUGGGGCAAAGAGUGAUAUUCUUUACAUUCGCACACGUCCAUCAUUGCCGUCUAUGCCUAAAGAUGCCCGCGCGUUUGCCAACUCCUCAACCAAGCUGGUGGUGAAGUGGUCGCCGCCGGCGUUUCCCAACGGCAACCUGACUUACUACCUGGUCCGCUGGCAGCAGCAGCCGGAGGACAGGGAGCUCUACCAACAUAACUACUGCUCCAAAGAGCUGAAGAUCCCGAUCCGGAUCCCAGCAACGGGACUCACGGACAUGGAAGACAACACCAAGCCCACCAAGUCAGACCUGGCGGGGGCGGAGAAAGGUCCGUGCUGCGCUUGCCAGAAAACGCCGGAGGAGAAGGACCGGGAGAAGGAUGACCGCGUCUUCUUGAAAGUUUUUGAGAACUUCCUCCACAACGCCAUCUUUCUGCCAAGACCUCCAGACCGUCGACGCAGAGAUGUUUUCGGUGUCGCAAACAACACUCUGUUUCCCGACGGUGGCAGAGGGAAUACCAGUCUUGGCCCAGGGGAUAACAGCACGGAUGGCAUUCCUCCUGUCAAAGAGUACCCCUUCUUGGAGGACAAGAGCUCAGCAGAAUACUUAGAAAUCCCCAACCUGCGGCCCUUCACUGUCUACCGUAUCGACAUUCAUGCCUGCAAUGAGGAGGUGGGGCGUUGCAGCGCUGGAGCUUUUGUCUUCUCCAGGACCAAACCUGCAGUCAAAGCAGAUGACAUCCCUGGAAAGGUGAUCUUUGAGAGGAGUGACAAGGUUGAAGGGUGUGUGGUGCUGCACUGGCCAGAACCCAUCAUGCCCAACGGACUCAUCCUGAUGUAUGAGAUCAAGUAUCAUCUGGGGACUGAGUCUGAGAAACACGGGUGUGUGUCGCGACAACAGUACCGCGAGUACAAAGGAGCUCGGCUGACCAACCUGGGCUCGGGGAACUAUUCCGCUCGUGUUCGCGCCACUUCUCUCGCAGGAAACGGCUCCUGGACGGACAGCGUGUUCUUCUAUGUGCCACCACCUAAACGAGAUGAUGGCGUCACGUUCUACCUGGUCAUCAUAAUUCCCAUCAUCGUGACACUUUUCAUCGCCAGCCUCACCACCAUUCUCUUCUUUGUUAACAAGAAAAGGAAUAGCGACAGACUGGGGAAUGGAGUCCUUUAUGCGUCUGUCAAUCCGGAGUACAUCAGUGCUGCUGAGAUGUACGUCCCAGAUGAGUGGGAGGUGGCCAGGGAGAAGAUCACUAUGCACAGGGAACUGGGCCAGGGCUCCUUUGGCAUGGUGUACGAAGGCAUCGCAAAAGGAGUGGUCAAGGACGAACCUGAGACACGGGUGGCCAUCAAGACAGUCAAUGAGUCGGCCAGCAUGAGGGAGCGGAUUGAGUUUUUGAACGAGGCUUCUGUCAUGAAGGAGUUCAACUGUCACCAUGUGGUGCGGCUGCUGGGCGUGGUCUCUCAGGGACAGCCAACCUUGGUGAUUAUGGAGCUGAUGACCCGCGGAGAUCUCAAGAGCCACCUGCGCUCUCUGCGCAAAGAAAACUCCACCAGCCAGGUCCUACCCCCACUCAAAAAGAUGAUCCAGAUGGCAGGGGAGAUCGCCGACGGUAUGGCGUACCUAAAUGCCAACAAAUUUGUCCACAGAGAUCUGGCUGCCAGGAACUGCAUGGUAGCGGAGGACUUCACUGUGAAGAUUGGAGAUUUUGGCAUGACCAGAGAUAUUUAUGAGACGGAUUACUACCGAAAAGGAGGGAAGGGCCUGCUGCCUGUCCGCUGGAUGUCUCCCGAGUCACUGAAAGAUGGCGUGUUCACUACAAUGUCUGAUGUCUGGUCAUUUGGCGUCGUAUUGUGGGAGAUCGCCACUUUAGCGGAACAGCCUUACCAGGGCAUGUCCAAUGAACAAGUGCUGCGCUUUGUCAUGGAGGGAGGACUCUUGGACAAACCUGACAACUGUCCUGACAUGCUGUUCGAGCUGAUGAGGAUGUGCUGGCAGUACAACCCAAAGAUGCGCCCGGCCUUCCUGGAGAUCAUCAGCAGCAUCAAAGACGAACUGGAUCCUCCCUUCAGGGAAAUGAGCUUCUUCUACAGCGAGGAGAACAAGCCGCCGGACACCGAGGAGCUGGACAUGGAGGUAGAAAACAUGGAGAACAUUCCACUGGACCCUGCAUCCACAAGGCAGCCGUCUGCUGCUAUUGUUGUUUCCUCGUCUGGGUGCACAGGAGGAACGCCGCCUCCUUCUGCCCAGCAGUUAUCCCCCAUGCAAGGUCCGAGUACUCCAUUACUGGGGCCCGUGUCUCACUCCCCCCCGGGCCCAGUUGCCUCAGCCUUGUCGUCUCCAGGACAAGCCUUGGACAAGCACUCAGGACAUGUUUCGGCCAACGGGCCUGUGGUGGUGCUGCGGCCCAACUUUGAUGAGAUGCAACCCUAUGCACACAUGAAUGGGGGCAGAAAGAACGAACGGGCGUUACCACUGCCCCAGUCGUCGGCCUGCUGAUAUCAGACCAGCCCCUCCUCUUCCUUUUACACAGGGUAACACAAACCUCUCCUCUAUCUCUUAAGGAGGGAUGGAUGAGGUAAGGAUUUACUUUCUUCUACUGUGUGCCAGUAGAUGGUCUCUCCACUCCUUUAAAGUCAAACACAAACUCUAAAAAAAACUGAGAAACAGCACAGAAACCUGCUAAAGCAUUUGGAGUUUGGUGGCUAAGACUCAACACUGGGGAACUCCUUCCUGCGCAGCCUGUAUUUCAAGUCUUUGUUACAUACACGUCCUUCAAGAAGGAAUACAAUACAGGCAUGUAUCCUGACUUACAGAUUUACACAUGAACUUAAAGAAAAUCCUUUUUUUAGCAUAUCUGCCAGCAAAACCAAUAGAAGAGCACUUUUUUCCUGAUGAUUUCAGAGAGGAUGUGAUGGAUAUUUGAGUGUGUAUUUAUACAAACACAUGAUUCUCUCCAUAAUAUGGUAUAGCUUCAUUUCUAAAAUGACUUUCCAUCAAAAUGACCUUCUUUCCGUGAGCAGACUGGCUCAUGUUGUGUGAGGAUGCCUCAAUUAGAACGUUUGGACUACGAUCAUUACUUCACUACACCGUUGGUAUUUCUGUGGGAUCCCAUCAGGAAUGGGUCAAAGUGGUAGAGGAGGGCCUAUUUUGUAUCUGCCAAAAUUUUGCCAAAUCAAUCUUUUUCUUCAGUUUCAUACAGGUGUCCCUUCUUAAAGGAGGCUGUGAUUCAGAGUUGAGAUCAGUCCGUCUGGGCCAAACUGUUUGGUGGUUUCCAGACUGCAUGCUGAUCUGUAGUACUAACUGCUCUCGGAGCAGCUGUGAGUGUUGGAGGGGUUAUAAACAAGGCAGAACACAGGGACUGCAGAUGUGCUGCCUUCACAUCUGCAGUUUUAUAUGCAGUGUCUGCACUGGAGUUGAAUAAAUCUAGCAAACCUUGAAGAGAAACAACACAAGACUGCUUUUAAGUGGAUUGCGUACAGAGAAGCCAGCAGAAAAGCAGGACUGAGUAAGUUUUAUUCAGGUUUUGAAACGUGAUCAAAGGAGUCUGUGAUCAAAUUUAAAGUCAAUGUUUUUUCAAUUAACCGACACAAUACCAGUUGAAUUCUGAAGAUAUUUAUAAAAACCAACAUUUGGGAAAUAAUAAGCGACCACUGGAUGGAGGAUAUAAUAAAGAAAUGACAACAAGAUUCUAAAAUCCAGAACUUUUUUCACCUGGUGUUGCAUUUAUAGAUAAUUUGCAUUUCAUUGAUUAAUUGGUUCAAUCAUUUAUUAAAGUAGAACAACCCAGAGUUCUUUGGUUUCAGCUCAGAUCUGAGGAUUUGCUGGACAAUGUCACUUUGGGCAUUCUUCAUUAUUUUGUGACCCGCUUGCAUACCAAACAACAAAAAAAGGCAAGUUAAUUAAAAAUGACAACAAUCAGUCACUGCUUCUCUGUAGUUUUGAAUGAUUACACCUGAAAAGACAGCGUGCCGUUGCUGGUGAUGGUCCUCUCAAACACACAAGUUUUACCAACAACAGUCAUUCAGAUCCGAGCCUAAAUAACUUCCCCCUUCAUCAUUACCAUCUUUCAAACAUCUGAGGGAAGUGCACAUGUGACCUGAGUCAGCAAACUCUGAAUCACAGCCUCGCUCUGUCUUUGUUUAAAAAAAAAAUUAGAAUAAAAAAUAAACAAAUCAAAGCAUCAGAAGUCUCACACUACAAAUCACUGAACUUUACAAUCUGGGGUUACGACUCUGCCUCCACUUUGAUUUCUUCAAACCUUUUCUCUGACAUUUUUGCAUUUCACGUGGGAGGUGAACGCCGUUCGCCGAUACUGCUGUUCAAACUAAACGGCACCAAAUGCUCCACAACAAAACCUGAGACGUAAAAGCGAGAAGCUGUUGGAUCAGAUUUUCGUAGCCUAGAGACAACUUUGAAGUCACAGGAGGUCUCUUUUAGAAUAGUCAUUAGUUUCUCUACAUUUCAAACACAUAUAAAGGUCUUACAGUUGUAUUUUUGACUGCAGGAUCGUUUUUAUACACAUCAUUGGUUUUGUCACUUUUUUAAAAAAGAAAAAAACCUUUUUACGGUUCAAAAUGUUUGCCUCUAUGUCUGUACAGAACAAAGCUGCUAUUUUAUUCUUUUUCUCUUUUUGGAUGUUAUAUAUAAAGAAAUCCUUCAGGUUUGGUAUUUUACGGUCUCCACUACAGUCCAUUUCUAAUCUCUUCGAACUCUGUUUAAAAAAAUAAAACAACAAAAACUUACCCCAAAAGGUUUUCUGUAACACUA